Coccinella septempunctata (seven-spotted ladybird) is the source of this 878-nucleotide messenger RNA. RefSeq lists its product as uncharacterized. The coding region runs from base 202 to 705 and encodes 167 amino acids. NCBI's taxonomy places the organism in Eukaryota, Metazoa, Arthropoda, Insecta, Coleoptera, Coccinellidae. The transcript has 3 exons. The record is from RefSeq and is a predicted model, not a curated record.
AGUAAUUGCAAAGGGGGAGAUGGAUCUAUCCAUACGUUCCCAUCCCAAAGAAAGAAGCAUGAAGUACCAUCAUUAUUUGCAGGCACAGUAUUAUUUUCCAGAUCAAUGUAAUCAGUUUGUGCAGCUUCUGUACAGUUUUCUCAUCACUUGUGUGUGAAAUUUCUUGGUGUUUGGGAGCAUUCAUCGAUCAGAUAUAUCAUUAUGUUAAUGUUUCAUUUGACCAUUCUAUCAACAAUUCUACAGUAUGUAUAUUUGCUGCCGGUUGACACGAAUAAACAUGAUAAAAAGAGAUCUCUGGACAUUAUCUUGAAGCCUUUCGAUGUCGAAUACAAGCCAAUCGACGUUCCAUCUGAUAUUCCCGUAUCAUUCCAAGAAACGAUACAAUUCUGGAAUUCAUUGUCUGAGGGCCCUUCCAAUCAAGGAAUUGUGCUAGGGAAACCAUUCACCGAUGAAUUCGAAAAUGGACAAUUCGCAUCCGUUUGGAAUGAUCCUGGAGAGUACCCUGAUCCCUAUCUUCUGAGGGGUCUAGCUGCAAAGAGAGCUGCACUCAUUUUAUACAGUAAGGAGCUGUUUUUCAGCGAUUUUCCCCAUGAGAGGGCUCUUUCGAACAACCAAGAGAUGAGAAGACUCAACGGACUACCAGGAAACAAACUGGGGUCUCUACGACCAAAUUCCUUCUUUUCUAGAGGACAUCAUAAUGGUUGAGGUCGACUUACACAAUUUCUACCCCAAGAAGGUGAAAGAAGUUGAUCAAGAACGGAACUUUCGGAUAUAGGAAAUGAAUGAUACUUUCACGAAUCUUUUAUACAGCCAUCUGUUUGAUUGAUUGGAUGAAAAACAUGUAGGGAAAUAAUGUAGUCCAUCCAGAAAUUCUAGUA